This is a messenger RNA of Penicillium coprophilum, 1191 nucleotides long. It is a transcript of the gene tif1, whose product is annotated as putative eukaryotic translation initiation factor 4. NCBI's taxonomy places the organism in Eukaryota, Fungi, Ascomycota, Eurotiomycetes, Eurotiales, Aspergillaceae. The transcript has 5 exons. The coding region runs from base 1 to 1191 and encodes 396 amino acids. The record is from RefSeq and is a predicted model, not a curated record. Gene Ontology annotation, molecular function: RNA helicase activity; ATP binding; RNA binding.
AUGGCUGACAAGGGUCUUGAGGAUCUUGCCGAGGGGCAGAUCGAGUCUAACUACGAUGAGGUUACCGACUCCUUCGACGCUAUGGACUUGAAGCCCGAGCUGCUUCGCGGUGUCUACGCUUACGGUUUCGAGCGUCCUUCCGCCAUUCAGCAGCGUGCCAUCAUGCCCAUCAUCAAGGGUAACGAUGUUAUCGCCCAGGCUCAGUCCGGUACCGGUAAGACCGCUACCUUCUCCAUCUCCGCCCUGCAGAAGAUCGAUCCCGAGGUCAAGGCCUGCCAGGCCCUGAUCCUUGCUCCCACCCGUGAGUUGGCUCAGCAGAUCCAGAAGGUCGUUGUUGCCAUUGGUGACUUCAUGUCCCUUGACUGCCACGCCUGUAUCGGUGGUACCAACGUCCGUGAGGAUAUGAACGCUCUCCGCGCCGGUCCCCAGGUCGUCGUCGGUACCCCCGGCCGUGUCCACGACAUGAUUCAGCGCCGUGUUCUGUCCACCACUGCCAUGAAGCUCUUCAUCCUCGACGAGGCCGAUGAGAUGCUUUCACGUGGUUUCACCGAGCAGAUCUACGACAUCUUCCAGCUGCUUCCCCAGUCUACCCAGGUCACUCUGCUCUCCGCUACCAUGCCCCAGGACGUCCUUGAGGUCACCACCAAGUUCAUGCGCGACCCCGUCCGUAUCCUUGUCAAGAAGCAGGAACUCACCCUUGAGGGUAUCAAGCAGUUCUACAUUGCUGUUGAGAAGGAGGAGUGGAAGCUCGACACCCUCUCCGAUCUCUACGAGACCGUCACCAUUACCCAGGCUGUCAUCUUCUGCAACACCCGCCGAAAGGUCGACUGGCUCACCGACAAGCUCACUGCCCGUGAUUUCACCGUCUCCGCUAUGCACGGUGACAUGGAGCAGGGCCAGCGUGAUGUUAUCAUGAAGGAGUUCCGUUCCGGUUCUUCCCGUGUCUUGAUCGCCACUGAUCUUUUGGCCCGUGGUAUCGAUGUCCAGCAGGUUUCCCUGGUCAUCAACUACGAUCUUCCCGCCAACCGCGAGAACUACAUUCACCGUAUCGGUCGUGGUGGUCGUUUCGGUCGUAAGGGUGUUGCCAUCAACUUCGUCACCGCCGACGAUGUUCGCAUGCUCCGCGAGAUCGAGCAGUUCUACUCCACCCAGGUUGAGGAGAUGCCCAUGAACGUGGCUGACCUCAUCUAA